GUGUACCUCACAGACUUGCAAGGGGGGUAGAGUACUAAAGCAGAGGGAUCGGACAUAUACGGACACUUGAAAGCACUGGCACUUUGAGACAUCUACUGACAUAAAAAUGGGUUGCGGAGCAUUAUUAAGGCGGAGCAAUCUUGGCCUGAUAAGAUCACAAUUAGGUCUAAUAAACAGAUGCCAUUCAAACUUUGUUAGUGGUUAUGCUGCUUCUACAAACACUACUCCACAACAACAGGCCUCUAGCUUCAGUAUAAACCCUUUUGUAGCUAUUCCUCGCACUUUCAAUUCUGUCAUACACAUGACCAGUAAUGAUUGGGCCAUCAAAUGGUCGCAGUGCAAAAUCGUGUAUUACACGAUUAUGGUACGGUAUCAGUUGGGUAAAAAACUACUACGUGCUGAUGCCGCUAUCACCUAUAGGUUGGUUGUAAAGAUUACUCAAGGCAGAUGUUUGUCUAGAAGGGAGAGGCAGCUACUUGCUCGAGCCACGGCUGAUAUAUUCCGAUUUGUUCCGGGGUCCAUGUUUCUUGCUGUUCCUUCUCUACAGUUUCUGUUGCCCCUGAUCCUGAGAUUCUACCCCAACAUCUUGUCACCAAGCUUUCAAGACAAAAUUACUGGACAGGAACGGGUGAUGAGGAAACUGAAUGCAAGAAUAGAAUAUGCCAAAUUUCUUCAGGAGACGGCCAUUGAAAUGGCCAAAGUUGCUCAAAACUCGCCGAGUGGACAUGUCGGACCAACGGCUGAGGAAUUUAUUAGAUUUUGGAAUGAUAUUAAAUUAGAUAGACCUGUCCCCAGUGAGGAAAUUUUCCGCUUUGCAAGGUUGUUCAGUGAUGAACAUACUUUGGACCACGUUAGCAGGCCUGCCAUGGAGAAUAUGUGCAAGUCGAUGGGUAUCGCUUCAUUUGGAACAAAUGAACAUUUGCGUUUUAUUCUUUCCGAAAAGUUGAAAUCAAUUAAAAACAAUGACAAAUUGAUCCAAUUGAAGGGCGUGGAGGCGCUCUCGGAAAUUGAAGUUCGUAAAGCUUGUAGAGAGCGAGGAAUCCAUGUGGCGGAAGAUGAGCAGCAGCAGCUUCGUGAUUGGUUGGAUUUAUCACUUAAUCAUGCUGUGCCAUCUUCAUUUCUCAUCAUGUCCAGAGGCAUCAUUGAGACCAAAAAGCUAAAGCCUGAAGAAGCUAUGCAAGCCACGCUGUCUUCACUUCCGUAUGAAUUGAUUUAUAUAGUUGGUGUGGCAUCCUUGCCAUCCAGUGAUCCUAUAUUAGACAAGAGAAGAAAAAUCAAGGCCCUAAGUUUACAUGAAAAAGCCAUCAAGGAAGAAGAAGAGGAAGAGAUAUCGGAAUCGCAGACUGCUAUUCAAAAUGACAUGGAUCUAAAAGAGAUGACUGCAUUCACACUAGAACAAGCUAGUGCAAGAGCCGUGGAUGACCAGGAGCAACUUUGUGAAGUCAUUAGUGAUGCAUUGUUUGUGUUAACUUCUGUUUUAAAUUUGAGUACGGAGUGCGACAACUUAUUGAGGCUAUUCAAGAAUGAGAUAAUUUUUAAUAGUAGCUAUAAGGGCAAAAAGGGUCUAGAGGGUGAAAAGGAAGCCAUAAAGGCACAUGGAGCUGCCCAGGAGGACAAUAUUGGUGAUACUGUUUCAUCAGCACUGCUAAAUAGGGCUAAUGGUAUGCUCCAAAAACUUGAAAAAGAAACUGAUGGUGUAGGUGCAAAAAUUAGCUAUCGCUGGCGUGUUCUUGAACGAUAUUGUGAUGGGAAAGUUAGUCUAGAAUUGGUGGCAGCUGCAACUUUCUUGAAGGAUACUUUGGACAAGGAGGGGAUUCAAGAGCUUAUCAGCAACCUUUCAAAAUAUAAGGAAGAAAUUGAGAAGUUGGGCAUUGUGGCAAAAGAUAUCAAGCCGAGGCAGAAAGAGCUGGUGCACAAAUCAGAAGAACACGAAUUAGAUUGGGAUACAGCUGCCUUGGAACAAGUCCCUUAUUAUCUGACCCAGAUGCAGGAUUUGCCACAUCUGAUUUUCCUCAAGUUCCAAAGGCAUCACUUCCGUCCAAAUACAGUUACUAGGACAGCCCCGGACAUGCUCCCCUUCCCCGCUUCUGCCCUGUCUGGCCUUGAUACUGAAUCACCAAAUUCUUCAGGUGAUGAAGAAUCUUAUUCAGAUAAUUUGAAGGCAGAGCUUGAGGAAAUGCUCCAGGAGAAAUCAGAAAGCAAGGACGGCAAACCUCCUAAUACUUCGGUUGGUGAAGAUAAGCAAUUUCUGCCAUUCAUAUCUCGCCAACUACCAUCCUCUACAUCUCUCCCCCCAGCACCACUGUCUUGUACAUCUUUUGAAAGAAAAAGCAACCCUCCUCCAUCUGUUUCAAGGACCAACACCGACGUUGAUGUGGAUUUGCUAGAUGUUUCGGCUACUUGUAAAAUAUAUUAAGAUCAUAUCAUCAACAUCAUGCUAAAAUAGUAUAAAUCAAAGACACAAUACACAUUACG
Molecule: messenger RNA, 2475 nt
Organism: Daucus carota subsp. sativus
Lineage: Eukaryota; Viridiplantae; Streptophyta; Magnoliopsida; Apiales; Apiaceae
Exons: 15
Coding region: 107-2416 (769 amino acids)
Biological process (GO): intracellular monoatomic cation homeostasis
Cellular component (GO): mitochondrial inner membrane
Molecular function (GO): ribosome binding
Source: RefSeq, a predicted model, not a curated record